GGCCACCGGCCGAGCUCGGCGAGCCACGCGCAGAGCUGCGAGGAGCACGGGCCGAGCUGCCAGGACCACGCAGAGAGCCAAGAAGGCCACAAGCAGAGCUACGAGGACGAGUCCAAGGAGGUUCCAGAGGAGGUCCUCAAGCGGUUCAACAAGCUCAAGGAGGAGCGGAAGGCCAAGGAAGAGGAGAAGCGGAUCCUGGACCUGACGUUGCCAGAGGGCCGUGCUGUACGGGACAUAGACGCGCCCUUA
Molecule: messenger RNA, 249 nt
Organism: Prorocentrum cordatum
Lineage: Eukaryota; Dinophyceae; Prorocentrales; Prorocentraceae
Source: the annotation of a GenBank genome assembly